AUGUCAAAACAACGUGGCCGUGGCCAUAAUUGUAUUUUGUUUCUGUUUUUCUUUUUACAAAUGAAGAAACUUAUAAUCUAGGUGAUGAAAUUAAUACAAAAAUGAAUGAAAUCGACGGAAAGGAAUUCGCUGAACUAGGCGUUAAGCAAUGGCUUGUUAAACAAUUGUUUACAUUGGGCAUAAGAACACCAACACCUAUCCAAAAAGGUUGCAUAUCACAAAUACUAGGAGGGUAUGAUUGCAUAGGAGCCGCCAAAACAGGGUCUGGGAAGACCUUUGCCUUUGCCUUGCCAAUAUUGCAACAUUUGGCUGAAGACCCCUAUGGUAUAUUUGCCUUGGUGCUCACACCUACACAUGAGUUGGCUUAUCAGAUAGCUGAUCAAUUCCAAAUACUAGGACAGCAGUUGAAACUAAGAGUAUGCAUAGUCACAGGUGGCACAGACCAGCUGGAAGAAUCACUCAAGUUAUCCAAGAGGCCUCACAUAGUGGUAGCUAUGCCUGGUCGAUUAGCUGAUCAUAUCACUGGAUGUGAUACAUUUAGUUUGAAGAAAAUCAAAUAUUUGGUCUUGGAUGAAGCUGAUAGGCUCUUCAGUGAAUCAUUUCAAGACGACCUGGAGACAAUAUUUGAGGCUCUGCCACAGAAAAAACAGAACCUUCUAUUUUCUGCCACCAUCACUGAUGACGUCAGAGAAUCUAAACUUCUGCAGCUGAAUAAAGACAAGCUUAUAACCUGGUCAGAAAGCGACCCGCAGUUGACAGUGACAACGCUGGACCAGCGGUAUGUGGUGUGCCCCGCGUACGCAAGAGACGUAUACUUAGUACAAACCCUUAGGAAGUACAGGGAAACCAAACCUAGUUCGCAUGUCAUCGUCUUCACUGAUACUAAGAAAGAAUGCCAAGUCCUCUCAAUGAUGCUGAACGCGAUCGGCAUGGACAACGUAUGUCUGCACGGGUUCAUGCGACAGCGCGAGCGCGUGUCUGCGCUGUCACAGUUCCGCAGCAACCUCAAGUGCACGCUCAUCGCCACCAACGUCGCCGCGCGCGGGCUCGACAUCCCCUCCGUGGACCUGGUGGUCAACCACAAGCUGCCUUUGGAGCCGAGGGAAUACAUACACAGGGUAGGACGCACAGCGCGAGCGGGCAGAAGUGGUAUGGCAGUAUCUCUGAUAACUCCGUUCGAUAUAUUACGGCUCGGCGAAAUCGAGGAACAGAUCAAAACUAAACUCAGCGAGUACAAAAUCGAUGAUGAUGAGGCAGUGAAAGUGUUCACGACGGUGAGCGUGACGCGCCGCGAGCAGGAGGCGCAGCUGGACAACGAGGAGUUCGAGCAGAGGAAGAGGAACUACAAGAUCAAGCGGUGGAUCAUGGCGGGCGUCGACCCGGACGCUAUGGAGGCUGGUUUGGAAGAAAUGCGUCGAAAACGCAUCAAAGCGGCUAAAAAGGCUAAAUUAGCGAAAAUAAAACAAAUCCAAGCACAAAUAAAAAAAGACGAAGCGGGACAGGAUGACCCAAAUCACACACAACAGACAGAGAUAGAAGAUAUCGAUGCCACGAUAAAGAAAAGCAUGAAAAAAGUUAAUAAAACCCUUAUGAAAAAGGAUGAUAGAUUCAAGAAUGUUAUUGGGAAGAUAAGCAAGAUUAAGAGGAAAGCGGAGAAUGUGAAACAGAAGAGCGUAGAAGAUAGAGGAAUUAAAAAGAAAAAGAAACCUGUUGUUGAUUAAUAAAUUAUGUUAAAUUAU
Molecule: messenger RNA, 1739 nt
Organism: Maniola jurtina (meadow brown)
Lineage: Eukaryota; Metazoa; Arthropoda; Insecta; Lepidoptera; Nymphalidae
Gene: Dbp45A
Product: probable ATP-dependent RNA helicase Dbp45A
Exons: 9
Coding region: 102-1721 (539 amino acids)
Molecular function (GO): ATP binding; RNA helicase activity; nucleic acid binding
Source: RefSeq, a predicted model, not a curated record